This is a messenger RNA of Galeopterus variegatus (Sunda flying lemur), 906 nucleotides long. RefSeq names its product transmembrane epididymal protein 1 (gene TEDDM1). The record is from RefSeq and is a predicted model, not a curated record. NCBI's taxonomy places the organism in Eukaryota, Metazoa, Chordata, Mammalia, Dermoptera, Cynocephalidae. The transcript has a single exon. The coding region runs from base 1 to 906 and encodes 301 amino acids.
AUGGGAAACUUUAUUGGUCAUGUGUAUCCAGGGCUGUUUCUGGUCUUAUAUGGACUGUAUCAGGCAACGGUGGUCUCCAAAGCUGUGAUAUUCAAUGAAUCUCUUCUGUAUUCUUCGUGCCCUCCCAGGAGUAAGGGAAGAUGGGCCUGGUUGUGGAAAAUAUCCUAUGGAGGUGUGUCAAAGAUGGUGACUGGCUCCCUCUUGAUAGCUUAUGAGCUCAGCUGCAUUAGAGGAGGGUUGGUGCUGAUGAACAGGGAGCUUCCACCGAGGUUUAUGUACCCCAAAGAGUGGCAGCACCUCACCAUGUUCAUCCUCCUCACCCUCAAUGGCUGUAUAGACUUCAUGAGCGAGAACGUGCUGCCUCAGAGGUGUGUGGUCCUGGAAAAAGGUGCCCUGGUCCUGACCUUCUAUGAGCUCCUGCUGCUGCUGGUGUCACAUAUUAAGGACUUGGUGGGGGUGGAGCUGCAAGUUCAUUUUCUGCUCAUCUUGGUGGUGUUCCUGCUAAUACUAGUGUUGACUGCAGAGCUGUGGGCUCCAGACAUGUUUCACCUCAGGCUGAUUGAAACCUUUCUAUUUCUGAUGAUGGGCUCCUGGCUGAUGCAGGCAGGCUUUAUUCUAUACAGACCAAUCUCCAGCUACCCAUGGCAGGAUGAUGACAUCAGUGACAUCAUGUUUGUCACCACCUUUUUCUGCUGGCAUGUGAUCAUUAAUGCCUCAUGCCUGUUGGGAAUCUAUGGCUUCUCUUCCUUUUGGCAUCGUUGUUACAGUCCCAACUUGAAGCUGAUGGGAUCCAAAGAAGCUCCCUACCAUGCACGCAUUCCUGGACCCCUCUACAAGUUGCUGCAGGAAGUGGAGCAGUCAGAGAAAGAUGACCAGCCUCUCCUCCUUUCAAAGAUCUCACCCUGA